AUGGCUAGAAAGUUUUACCAGGAAAUGUAAUACUACUAAUUCCUUGCUACAAUUAGAUCUACUUAUUCUAGUAAUCAUAGCAAAUAAGGUCAUUAGAGAUUAGACUAGUACACUUCCAACUAAAGUUUAUAUUUGAAGGGGAAUUUUGAUCUUAAAUUUCAUAAUCCCUCGAAUCUGUACUUAAGACCGUUUUAUUUUGAUAUCCUAAAUUAAGAGUAGAGCCUCCGAUAAUUUGCAAAUAUAAAUCUGUGA
Tetrahymena thermophila SB210 is the source of this 252-nucleotide messenger RNA. RefSeq lists its product as hypothetical. Lineage: Eukaryota; Ciliophora; Oligohymenophorea; Hymenostomatida; Tetrahymenidae. The record is from RefSeq and is a predicted model, not a curated record. The transcript has a single exon.